Molecule: messenger RNA, 1137 nt
Organism: Phragmites australis (common reed)
Lineage: Eukaryota; Viridiplantae; Streptophyta; Magnoliopsida; Poales; Poaceae
Exons: 1
Coding region: 114-938 (274 amino acids)
Source: RefSeq, a predicted model, not a curated record
CAGCCCUCUUCCAUUCCAAGAUAAAACCGAACAAGCCAAAAAGAAGGAGACAACACAACGAAGUCUGACCAUUUCUUCCCCCAUUAUCCUUGGACCAAGGACAGAAUCCGACCAUGGCAGACACAGCGCCAGAGUCUCACACCGACGACUCCACCUCGGACGCGGCGGGCGACUUCGAGUUCUGCAUCCUGUCGUCCGGUGGCCUCGUCCCGGCGGGUGCGGGCGCGGAGACGGACAUGUGCGUGGCCGACGAGCUCUUCUCCCAGGGAAAGCUGCUCCCGCUCCACCCCUCCUCGUCCGCGGCCAAGGCCGCCGAUGCACCUGGCCCUGUCCUUCUGCCGCGGUCGGAGUCGGCGGCGUCCACCGUAGGCCUCGUAUCGCUGUCCGACAGCCGCAGCGCGAGCUCCAGCGGAAGCAGCAGCGGGUGCGUCAGCCGCAGCCAGUCAUCCAAGAGCGCCUCCUCCGACCACGGCGCCCCCGCGCCGCCGCGGCGGUCGCUGUCGAGCAGCCUUUUCUACGCGCACCCGAGCCCGUCGCCGCAGCUGCGCUCGGCUCGGCCGCGCCGCAGCACCGGGUCCGCGCCGCCGCCCGCCGCGUGGAGCAUCCUCUGCCUCGGCGUCGUCGGCGCACCGGACAUGUACCCGCCGCCGCGCCCUGCGGAGACCAAGAAUGCCUCCGUGGCGAGAGGCGGGGGUGGUAGCCGGAGCGCGAGAUUCGAGCGGGUGAGCGUCGCUAUGGACAAGAAGCUCGGGUUAAGGGGGCUGUUCGGGGACAGCCUCGGGUGCAAGUGCUCGCCCGACGCCAUCGAGCCCGUGCGGUUGCCGGAGGCGGCGAAGGAGAGCAGGAAGAAGGACGCCGCGAAGAGCGGUCAGAGCGUUCGUCGUAGUAGGAUCCUGGACUGGCUUCAAGAGCUGUCCAUUGCCAAGGAGAAGAAGUAAUGCUGCGUGAUCGCGUCUUUCUCCGAUCCUAUGAGUUGUGUAUGAUCAAGGGAACAUUUUUUUCUUUUUACAUUUUCCUCAUCUGACUAGCAAUCAAUGCGUCAAUGCUAUGCAAAAGAGUUGACGAGCAAUGCUCAAUUGCUCAUGACUUUCGUUUGCACAGAUUAUAGAGUAUGAACUUCAUCAUCGCUUAUCUUUC